GUAAAAAUGCUACAUUUCGCCAACAAGGUGAAAAUGAAGAAGAUAAGACUCAAGGAAAGUCAAUGAUGGUUUGAUGAGGUUGUUUCACACUCCUGGAAGCAAUGGCGACCGUGCUUCAGGAUAGCGAUGACGAAGUCAUCAAUGAUGUGUGGCAGUACUCGCAGUCAGUUGCCGCCGCCACUCAGUUCAGUGCUGCUGACCUGAAUGCGCAUCUGCAGACGAAGGAAGAGGAGCGCCUGACAGCCGGCCCUGCGAGAUUACCCAAAGGCCGCUAUUCAUUGAGUGCUGGAUUCUCAGCUGUACCCAGUCCAGUUGGAAUACGACAGCCUUCAACCCGAACAAGUCUUGCACCGACUGCUGCUUACAAUGACACGUUCAAUGUUGGAUCUCGGCCCACCUCAUCAGCGGGUGCAGCCACUGCAAGCACUGACAUGAGCUACAUGCCAGAUCCGACUAUGCUGAAGACGCCCCGCCAAGCCUUGUCUUUCAUGGGAAGCUCCAUGCUGGAUACACCAACGGGUGGCAGCUUUGCUCUGGCUACCGGCAACCUUGGUGACUUUGGUGAAGCAACAACAGCGUCAGGUGUACCAAAGGUAUUCGAGAGCUUCGAAGCCCAUGUUCGACAGCAAAAUGCUUGUGCUGAUCCACUUCGAAUGGCGAAGGAAUUUGCUCACUCUUGCCAAGAGGAAUUGGAAAUCCUGGAGCAGAUGCAGACACAAUCACAGCAGUACUUACCUACACAGAAGCUAAACCAGCUCUGUCAGUCGGGAUCGCAUCUGAGAGAGGAAAAGCAUGUGUGGCAGCUAGCGCAUGCCCUCUAUGGAGAUCGCCUGGAAGGAACGCCAGACUCAGAAGCAUGUGUUACAGAUUAUGUGAUGAACAAGAUGAGCGAGAAAGACAUUGCCAAGGCGCUGUUUGACCGUGACUCGAUGGUGCGCGAGAGCCAGAUGGUCGUGGACUGGCUGGAGAACGCGGCUAGAGAGAAGCUGGCCCAGAUUGAACGUGUCGAGUUCUUUUCCGACAUUGUCUGCUGGGAGAAUACACAACACGAGUUGAAAAUGAGUCGCGACGGCAAUCAGCCCAUUCCCAGUGGCCUCGUAACCGAAUUGGACCCUGAUGUAGCGAUACGGCAGAAGAAGGCACUGUCAGAUGAUGAUGUGCGCGAUGAACGGCGUCUUCUGCGGCAGGUGUUUGCUUUCAUUCGUGCUGGACAGUUACAGGAGGCACAAGAUCUGUGUCGUAAAUGUGGCGAAUCCUGGCGUGCCGCAGAUCUUGAAGGCUGGAAUCUAUUCCACGAUCCUAACUAUAGCGGGAAAGGAGGCGCUGUGGCCGGCAACCCAUAUCGAGACGUGUGGAAGUACACGUGUUGGCAGUCAGCCAAUGCUGAUGGCUACAGUCCGUAUGAGCGUGCCAUCGUUGCUGCGUAUAGUGGAAAUUUAGAGAAGCUUCUGCCAGUCUGUGAGUCGUGGGAAGAUUGCUUAUGGGGAUACUUCAAGACGCUUGUUGACGUGCAGGUGGAAGAGGAAAUUCGUCUUGUACCGCGCCUUGAUGGACGACCGUGGGAACCACUUCCGGAGGGAUAUGGCGACAAAAACUUAUCACCCAGUGCUGUCUUUGAUGAAUUGGCAACGAAUCCUAGCGAGUCCAUGCGUCAGCAAGCAGCUGAACCGUUUCACGUCAUUGAGCGGCACCUGGUUCUGAAUGAUGUUGCAGGUCUGUUGAACUCCUUCCAUGAUUGGAUUGAGAACCACCCACAUAUGAACCAUCACCUUCUCCGAUGCAUGGCACACGUAAUUUUGUUCAUGCGGAUGCUCAACCAGCACAUGGAGACUACACUGUGUGAUGAAGUACUUGAGGCAUACAUCCAGUCGCUGAUCCAGGACAAGCUGUACAAUCUGGUUGCUACGUAUACAGCCUGCUUGUCGCCAGCACUGCAAGUCAGAGUCUAUGCGUCAUUCCUGGAAGGUAUUGAAGAGAAGGACGAGAAACGAUCACUUCUAGACCUUGCUGAGAAAGCCGGUCUUGAUGUUGCGAAAAUCGCCAAGCUUGUCGUGGAGAAUAUCAGGUGUCGCGGAGCUGACGAACUGCGGCCGGAUAUGGAGACUGCACAGACUUCACUGACAGAGGCGGAUGAACGGCGUAUUGCUGCGCUCGACUGGCUAGUGUUUGAAAAGUCACAGCGCAGUGAAGCUGUACACCAGGCUUGCGCUCUGAUCAGAUCUUUCCUGGCCACCAAGAAGCAUGUUGCAGCGCGUGCUGUGUUGGACAAGGUCCCGUCAGGUUCUCUUCACGUUAUCCAGGAAGAGUGGAAGACCAAGACUGGGUCUACCCUGCUUCCAGCGGAGGACGAGAACUCCAUCCAUGAGCUGACGGGCUUAGAAGCGUAUCUGCUUGCACUGAGCUCGUUUGAUGAGUGGUUCCGUCACUACUACAAUAGCAAACCAGCUGAGCCUACCCGUGCAGUCUCAUCGUUUACCGAGCAGGUCGCACUGGAGCAGGAGAAUAAGCAGUACCAGGUGGACUUGCAGCGCUGGGAGUAUGCCUUGCAAGCAUGUACACAGGAUGCUGUUCAGAAGAUCUAUGCCGUCCUGAUGUUCCAGGAUGGUUGGUUGCAAGACGUUCGAGUGCCAAGUCAGGUGGAUAGCAGUCGGGAGCAGCAGCUGUUGCUACUGAGGCGAUUGUGCCUUCCAUCGCUCUGUUUCCUCCUUGUGAAGAUACUGAAGACUACAAAGCACGGCCGUGAGUGUCUACAAGUUUCUGAAGUGGUUGCGUCUGAAGAAUACGGUCUCUACGCUCUUUUCCAGAAAUCUGAACUGAAGCAAUUUCUACAAGAGGUGCAGCAAGCAUCAACAGAUAUACUUCGCACUGGUCUUGAGGAUCCACUUGGCUAUGAUGUUUAACAACUGACCUACUUCCCACUGCUCUCAAGGAUAACAUCAUCAUCUUGCCUAUGAUGUACAGAAUCAUUAGAAUGUUGUCAGUAAUUUGCUAGCCAUGCGAAUAAAUCCCACCUCUUCGUAACACGUUUGUAUAAAGCCUUUAUUUUCGUUGCGUGUGCUGUUCUGUGUACAUGUAGUUAGUGCACGUGUGUUUUGCUAUUGGGUAUCAAUUUUUAUGGUUAUGCGAUUGUGGCUGACAUCCACUGAUGUAUCAUCUUAUUACUAUUAGGACUCUGUAGCCUGCUUUUAACUUUUCUCUCGCAUGCUCUGCACGGCUUUUUGAUGAGCAGCGCAACAUUUCUUGACAAUGGAAAAAUGACUUCAGCAUA
Sycon ciliatum is the source of this 3268-nucleotide messenger RNA. Its product is annotated as nuclear pore complex protein Nup107-like. Bases 102 to 2900 code for a protein of 932 amino acids. Lineage: Eukaryota; Metazoa; Porifera; Calcarea; Leucosolenida; Sycettidae. Gene Ontology annotation, cellular component: nuclear pore outer ring; nuclear pore. The record is from RefSeq and is a predicted model, not a curated record. The transcript is spliced from 38 exons. Gene Ontology annotation, biological process: protein import into nucleus; post-transcriptional tethering of RNA polymerase II gene DNA at nuclear periphery; mRNA export from nucleus. Gene Ontology annotation, molecular function: structural constituent of nuclear pore.